AUGGCGGCGGAAAAGUACGCCCAGGACAUCGAGAACGCUGCAGACAUCUCCGAGACCGAUGUCUUUGAUCCGGCACUGGAAGCGCGAGAAAAGGCCUUAAUUUGGAAGCAGGAUUUACGGAUCGUUCCGCUCUGCGCGGCAAUAUACCUGCUCUGCUACUUGGAUCGGUCGAAUAUAGGAAACGCCAAAAUCCUCAAUGAAGAUACACAUAAUGACCUCCUUUCGGAGACGAAUAUGACUUCGUACCAGUAUACAAUCGCACUCAUGGUCUUUCUGAUUGCCUAUGCGCUAUUCGAAGUACCGUCUAAUUAUUUAUUGAAAAAGCUUCGGCCCAGCCGAUGGAUCGCUUUUCUUAUGCUUGCCUGGGGCGCCACCACGAUGGGCCUAGGUGGAGUUCACAAUUACGCUCAAGUGACCGGGCUGCGCUUUCUUCUCGGGGUGAUGGAGGCUGGCCUUUUCCCUGGAUUUGUCUAUUAUCUCACUUUCUGGUAUCGGAAUUCCGAACGCUCUAUGCGAGUCGCCUUGAUACUUGCCUCGGCCACUCUAGCAGGUGCUUUUGGUGGUGCUAUCGCGUACGGUGUUGGUCAUAUGAACGGUGCACAUGGACUUUCCGCUUGGCGGUGGCUGUUCAUAAUUGAAGGCGCACCCUCUUGCGCCUCCGCCGCCCUGGUUUGGGCUUUUCUACCAGACUAUCCUGAGUCAGCGCAUUGGCUCAAUGCGGAGGAGAAAGAGCUGGCGGAGCAGCGCUUGAGGCUCGAGGGGUCGAAAGGUUCCGCAAGCGCUAUGUCAUGGGCUGAUGCAAAGGCUGUGCUCAUGGACUGGAGACUGUAUGCUCACUAUGCAGUUUACUUCGGAAUCUCGACGCCCUUCUCAAGUCUCUCUCUUUUUACGCCUGCCAUUACUUCUGGGCUUGGUUACUCCAACCUCCGUGCCCAACUGAUGACUGUACCUCCAUACGCAGUGGCAUAUGUCGUGACUGUAAUUGUCGCAUGGUCUGCCGACCAUUUUAAUAGCCGUGGUCUUCAUUCUGCCAUCUUCUCCUUUAUUGGGGCAAUGGGUUUCCUUGCAUCUGCCGUCCUCCCAGCCGAGGCUUACCUGCACCGCUAUGGCUGUCUUAUAGUUGCGGCCAGUGGCGCAUUUGCCUGCAUCCCACCGCUUCUUGGAUGGCUCUCUUCGAAUCUGCGCUCCACCGCAGGAGCAGGACUAGCGAUUGCGCUGAAUGUAUCAUUCGGAGCGCCGGGCCAGAUCGUGGGUGUAUGGAUCUAUAAGAGUGACGAAGCGAAGAAGGGAUACCCGACGGGACACUGGACAAAUGCAGCCUUGCUACUUUUUGUAGCAGUCGGAUGUAUCCUGCUGCGCUUAUACUACGGGUGGAGAAAUAAACGGGGCAAUGGUGAUGGAAUGGGGAAAAACUUUGCAUAUUAG
Molecule: messenger RNA, 1425 nt
Organism: Penicillium macrosclerotiorum
Lineage: Eukaryota; Fungi; Ascomycota; Eurotiomycetes; Eurotiales; Aspergillaceae
Exons: 8
Coding region: 1-1425 (474 amino acids)
Biological process (GO): transmembrane transport
Cellular component (GO): membrane
Molecular function (GO): transmembrane transporter activity
Source: RefSeq, a predicted model, not a curated record